Molecule: messenger RNA, 406 nt
Organism: Notothenia coriiceps (black rockcod)
Lineage: Eukaryota; Metazoa; Chordata; Actinopteri; Perciformes; Nototheniidae
Product: JNK1/MAPK8-associated membrane protein-like
Exons: 2
Coding region: 28-390 (120 amino acids)
Biological process (GO): ERAD pathway; response to unfolded protein
Cellular component (GO): membrane
Molecular function (GO): ubiquitin protein ligase binding
Source: RefSeq, a predicted model, not a curated record
AGAAACUCUGUGUUGUUGCUUUCUGUCAUGUACCCUGUAGUUUAUUGUGUGUUUCUGGUCCUCAGCUACACCAUAGUGUUGAUCUACUACGCCUUCUGCUUGGUGCUGAUGAUGCUGCUGCGCCCUCUGCUGGUGAAGAAGAUAGCAUGUGGACUGGGCAAAUCGGAUCGCUUCAAGAGCAUCUACGCUGCUCUCUACUUCUUCCCCAUCCUCACCGUGUUGCAGGCGGUGGGCGGAGGGCUGCUCUACUACGCCUUCCCCUACAUCAUACUGGUGCUGUCCCUGGUCACGCUGGCUGUGUACAUGUCCGCCUCUGAGAUUCAGGUAACGACACUCACUGCUCUGUGUGGGUUUCUAAUAUGUAUUUUAUUGUUGUACACCGAAACGUGAAAAUCUCUUAACUUGG